Messenger RNA from Phytophthora nicotianae INRA-310, 1502 nucleotides. RefSeq lists its product as hypothetical. Gene Ontology annotation, biological process: negative regulation of transcription by RNA polymerase II. Gene Ontology annotation, cellular component: ESC/E(Z) complex. The coding region runs from base 394 to 1350 and encodes 318 amino acids. NCBI's taxonomy places the organism in Eukaryota, Oomycota, Peronosporomycetes, Peronosporales, Peronosporaceae. Gene Ontology annotation, molecular function: protein binding; nucleosome binding. The transcript has 2 exons. The record is from RefSeq and is a predicted model, not a curated record.
GUAUCAUUAGUGUAAAUACAAAAUUGAUGUGCACCACAUGAUCAACUUUUCCGCUGCACUUGUAGAAAAGCAGGACAUGGGCGAGUCUGUAGUGUUUCCAAGCAAUCCGGCGCCACUAGACGGUGCGGCGGCGGACGAUAUCACGCCGACGUCGCUCCUCCCGCGUCUUCGCAAGAAAGGCUACAAGUUUUCUUGUGCGUGACCGACAGGAGCAGUUAACGAGGCGUUAGAUAACGCUCAUCGAUUGAUUUGGUUUGACUGGUUUGGCGCAAUUACUGAUACGGUGAUGCUGUUGUCGUUGUGCGCAUUUGCUGCGUAGCCUACGCCCGAGAAGAUCACGGGAAUGCCCUCUACUGUGUCACGUUCUGUGAUGUCCUGCCCAUCUACGAGCGCAUGUUUGCUGUGGCUGGUGGCAACCGAUUGACGGUGUACGAGUGCCUGGAGAAUGGAGGACUAGACGUGAUCCAGGUGUAUUGCGACGGCGAUCAGGAGGAGCAGUAUUUUACGGCGGCGUGGACUGUCGACGUACUUACCGGCUCACCACUGCUCGCGGCUGCGGGCUUCCGCGGCCACAUUAAGGUGAUCAACUGCAUCACUCAGUCAGUGGUGAUUGUACUGUCUGGACACGGUAACUCAGUCAACGAACUGAAAUUCCACCCGGUCGACCCCAGCCUACUGCUCUCGGCUGGCAAGGACGAGUCUAUUCGUCUUUGGAACUCGCUCACGGGCGUGUGUGUUGCGAUUUUUGCCGGUCACAUGGGCCACCGUGACGACGUGCUGAGCCUGGAUAUCCACUUGAAGGGCUCGUGCUUUGUGUCGUCCGGUAUGGACAACACGGUCAAGAUUUGGGACUUGGAGGACGAGGUCGUCCAGACAGCCAUCAAGAAAUCAUACACGGAGCCUCGCCCGAAGGACCGUCCGUUUGACACCAAGUUCAUUCAGUUCCCAGCGUUCUGCACCAGCAAGGUGCACGCAGAUUAUGUGGACUGCGUGCGUAUGGUGGGCGACUUGAUCUUGUCCAAGUCGACGGGCAACAAGGUGAUCUUCUGGAAGCCUAACCCGUCGCGAGGGAAGGACGCUGUGAUGGUGCUGCGUGAGUAUCACUACAAGGAUGCGGAUCUGUGGUUCAUGAAGUUCGGCCUCGAUUCGCAACUGGAGGUCAUGGCCGUGGGCAACAAGAAGGGCGUUGUAAGCGUCUUUGACCUGGACGCCGAGCAGGAGCGCUCGGUCUGCAAGCUGACACACAACAGCUGCAAGAGCACGGUGCGCCAAGUGUGUUUCAGCAAGAGCGGCCGCACUAUCAUCACCUGCUCGGACGACGCGACGGUCUGGCGCUGGGAUCUGCACUAAGGAAGUCGCUGGAGGUUGCGGGGCUUGGCAAACAUGUUCUGUCGAUUUAUUACCAAUACAAGUCGUACCUUUCUGAUCAAAUGAAAGCAAUUUCAAAUUCAAAAGCGGGAACUGUACCGUAUCGACCCGUUUAUUUCCAAUACAAAGGCCCA